CCGUCCGGUUUCGUGUUCGUUUCCAGUUUUUUAGUUUUGGUUAUUUAUCUCGUAGUGUGUGUGUCAUGGCUUAUUUCGAGUCGUUUACAGUAUGCGUUUUAUGCAUUUUUGCAAUUGAUUUUGUAUCAUCACAAAGGCAUAUAUUCAAGGAGUCGAUGAGUGCGAGAAAUUUCAGGUACUCCAACUGCAAUACCUCAGUUGUCCCACUCUAUGUUAAUUUUCUCGAUAUAUCUCCAGACCCAAUUAUGAUUGGGAAUGACAUAACGAUCCGUUCAAGAAGUACACUCGAUGAAGAUGCUGGAAGCCAUAAUAAUACCAUUGAGGUUGAUUUAAGUUUGCGUUUGAAGACAAAGACCGGUUACACAGAACUAUGCCAGAUCGUAGGGGAAUCAUACUGUCAUUAUAACGAUUUGUGUUCUAUUCUUAAAGAUUUUAUGAAAGACAGAACAUGUCCAGAGAACAUACCGAAACUGUAUAACAAUACUUGUGGUUGCCCAUUCAUUAAAAGGCCGUAUGACUUGCCGCCUAUUAAAAUUCCCAUAGAUCAGCUAUCGUAUGAGGUACGAGGAACAUUUGUCUUGACCAUUAACCUACACGAGGAAGGAAAGAUAUUGGGAUGUGUGGAAAUCCAGUUCUGCAUAACCGACUGCAACCCCUUGGGAUACAGAUAAUAUGACAAAAUGUUACUAUAUCAGUUUACGUGGAUUACUUUAGUUUAUCGACAGUGGCAAAAACAUGAGACUGGCAUUAAUUUAUACAUAUCUAUAGUCGCGGCAAAAAACAACGUGUGUUUUGAAGUUUUGUUUGUUUUACGGAACUUAUCAUAUUUCACAUAACUUACAAUACAGAACUAUAUGAAUGUUAACCUGCAUGUUCCCGAUAAAAUGACCUGAAUUCUGUAUUAAAUAUGUAUUUAAUAAAAUGAAAAGCGAUCAACAAUUUUAGUUACAUUUCGGAAAUACACUUAAUUGGCUUCGUAUAAGACAUUUCUCAAAACAUGUUGAUAGUGUGUCCCUGAUUAAAAUAUCUGCAAUUAUGUUUACGAAUAAAAGUGAAAACUUUCAUAAUAUGUAUGUUACAUGGACAUUCGUGUUUACAAAUAGCAUAUUUAAUAGUAAUUGACGACUUGAUAACUGAUGUUUUAUCCAAAUGCAUGGCCAUUUGUUUACCUUAUAUCACUGAUACGCAUCAAGCAAAUUUUUUUACAAGCUUGACCCAAAAGGCUAGAAACAGUCAUCUAUGUUAUUAAGUUAAUAAAAAAUCCAUUCCAAUAUCAUUUAACAAUUGUUAAGGACUUUUUUUGUCAUUAAUUCACAAGAAUGUCAAAAACAGCCAAGCUUUAAUGAACGUAAAUCUCUAAAUAUUAAUCGAAGGGAAGAAAAAAUAUCAGAUUCAACAAUUUAUUGAGUGAGAAAAAGCUGGUUGGUAAGUAAACUGCAUUUCGUUUUGCCCCCUUUUCUCAAAAUAACUGUUCUAUAUGAAAAUCCUAAAUUGAUGAAGAGUUUCUUUAUCGCAUCUGAAAAAGGCUAUAUUAGUUUUAGUUAUGUACAAUUGAUAUAAUUUAUACAGGUUCAGUUGAAAUUAUUGUAUUUAUACUGAUUAAUAUAGCUUCAUUUGAAACUAAUGUAUUUGUACUGAUUAAUAUAGCUUUAUUUGAAACUAAUGUAUUUGUACUGACUAUAUACUUUAAUGCAUAAUAACAGUCACACCUGUGACCAGGGCCGCAAAGAGGAGAAAUAUAACAUUUCCUUUAUAGACAAGAGUACCUUAUCAAGAGGAUCCUCUAUUCUGUUAAGUACUGAUGUGUUGUUAAAGGGUGGCUUUUGUUCGGGUGUUUUUGGCACGGUUUUGACUCUUUAACAUAAAAAUAUUUUUAUUACAUGUUUGUACAAUAUAUGAUAUAAAAUGCUAAUUACAAAACAAAAUUCUGGCACCAGCUCCAAGUAAAAAAAAAUGGAAUACAGUUUAAAGCAUAUUUUAGAUAGAAUGCUCAAAUAUGAACAUCCAACUUUCGGCGAAGACAUUCAAAAUAUCAAUAAAGGAAAAUAUGUAAUUAAAUUAUUCAACCUGGGUAAAUCUAGUAAACGGCAGGUGUUCCAAAAUAACUGUAACAAUGGUCUUAUAAGCAACAUGAAACAUUGCAGGAAAUAAUUUGACUUUAUAAAAAAAUGAUCCGUGAUAAAUCUCUAAAAAAUAAUUAUUCUAAAUACAUACAGAUAGUGAAACCUUUACCAGUACCGCAAUAGUGCACGUCAAGUCAAUGUCGAAGUAUUUCUUGUAAUACUAACUUUCCCGCGAUAUUGUUUAUGUUAACAAUUUAUAUAUCAUGUUAGUUUGAUACUGUCUGAUUAUUUAUGUAU
Molecule: messenger RNA, 2360 nt
Organism: Ruditapes philippinarum (Manila clam)
Lineage: Eukaryota; Metazoa; Mollusca; Bivalvia; Venerida; Veneridae
Product: ganglioside GM2 activator-like
Exons: 5
Coding region: 66-671 (201 amino acids)
Biological process (GO): lipid transport; ganglioside catabolic process
Cellular component (GO): cytoplasmic side of plasma membrane
Molecular function (GO): enzyme activator activity; lipid carrier activity
Source: RefSeq, a predicted model, not a curated record